This is a messenger RNA of Condylostylus longicornis, 1913 nucleotides long. Its product is annotated as transcription factor mef2A-like. The transcript is spliced from 3 exons. The record is from RefSeq and is a predicted model, not a curated record. The coding region runs from base 873 to 1913 and encodes 346 amino acids. Lineage: Eukaryota; Metazoa; Arthropoda; Insecta; Diptera; Dolichopodidae.
AAACGUAUUUCCCACCGGGCCUCGCUAUUUGUCCCCCCUUUUUGGCAGCGGCUGCAUUACCUCAACAACAGCAACAACAAUUAUAUGCUGUAUCAACAGCAACACAACAAUUAUUAACGCCAACAAAUAAUACAAACGAUAUUGGCGGACCUACUUUAUUAAAUAAUAAUAAUAAUCAUUAUCAUUAUCCUUUAACUGCGACAACUGGACUAAUUGACGGACAACAAUAUACAAAUUUAUUAGAAUCUCAAUAUAUACAACAACAACAACAACAAACACAAAACUUACAAGAACAAUUGCAACAACAACAAAAUCAAACACAAACUAUACAAUAUUGUUUUUGCGGACAUUGUUCAGCACAAUUAGCAGCAGCAGCAACAGCAGCAGCAGCAGCAAGUGCACAAUUUAUUAAUUCAAUACAACCAACAUUAAUUUUAAGUCGUUAUACAGAAAUAAAUUUGUGCGGUUCAACAUCUAAUAAUAAUAAUAAUAAUCAUAAUAACAAUAAUAGUAGCCAAAAUAAUAUUAAUAAUAAUUGUAAUAAUAUACAAAUAAGUGAUACAAUACCAUCAUUUGCAACACAUUUACAAUCACAUCAGCAAAUAAAUAAUAAUCAUAAUAAUAAUCAUAAUCAACAUUAUAAUAUUAGUCCACAGCAAUAUCAAUUAUUACAGCCAUCAACAAUAUUAAAUUGUACAUUACAAAAUAGUGGUAUUUCAAAUAUACAAAAUUGUAUAAAUCCACAUAUUUUUAAUCCAAUUGUUAAUUGUAAUUUUGCAACAACGGCGGCGGCUACAGCAAUUCCACAUCAACAAACAACAAAUCAGCAGACAUCACCUGCAUCAGCUAAUACAACAAAUAUUAAAGAAAUAAUGCAACCUGUACAGUUUCAUCAUAGUCAACUUCAAUUGCCACAUCAAAUGUAUAUACCACAACAUCAGCAGCAUCAUUAUCAUCAAAUUCAAUUGCAACAUCCAUCAAUAUUAGAGCAGCAGCAACAACAGCAACAGCAGCAACAGCAGCAACAACAACAACAAAUGCAACAUCGUCAUUUAAUACCUACAACAAUAACACCAAUUUCAGCAGCACAUAUAAAUACACCUGUACAACAGCAACAACAGCAACAUCAAUUAGCAGUUGCAACUGCAUUUGCGCAACAAUUGCAAAUGAAUUUACCAACUAUUGUCACAACAAAUACAACAUUAACACCGACAAAACGACAUAUUACAUUAACAAAUUACAAUAAUACUAAUAGUAAUAGUAAUAAUAAUAGUAGUAAUAAUAAUAACAAUAAUAAUAAUAAUAGUAUUAGUAACAAUAAUAAUACUAAUAAUAAUCAAAAAUUGACAAAUCAUUUUCUUACAAUACCAACAAGUCCAACAACAAUAACAUUAUUACCAGCUGGUACAUUUGCAACAACAAAUACAACAAAUGGUUAUCAUAAUAAUUUAUUAACAACAACAAAUAAUAAUUAUCAUAAUAGUAAUGCUAUUAUCAACAAUAAUAAUAAUAUUAAUUUUAAAAGUUAUAAUAUUGAUAAUGAUGACAUUGAAAUGAAAAAUUGUACAGCAUCGGCAGCAACAAUAUCAGCACCAAUAUAUAAUAAAAAUAAAAUAUCAACAACAUUAAUAAGAAAUAAUUCAUUAAAAAAAAUUAAUUAUAUAAAUACAACACUAAAUAAGAAUAAUAGUAAAAAUAUAACUUAUUAUCCUGAUUCUACAACUAAUAUUAAUACUACAAUAACUAACAACAACAGUAACAGUAAUAAUAACACUAAUUUAAAUAAUAUUACUAAUAAUAGUAUAAUCAGUUCUUCAUCUUCUGAUUGUUCUGCAUCUCCGCAUUCUUAUUCUUCUUCUAACAGUCACAAGGAACGUUAUUGGGCUUGGAUUAAAUAUGAAUUCUUGCUUUAA